Messenger RNA from Mycetomoellerius zeteki, 3239 nucleotides. RefSeq names its product dipeptidyl peptidase 3 (gene DppIII). Gene Ontology annotation, biological process: proteolysis. The transcript is spliced from 4 exons. Bases 7 to 2373 code for a protein of 788 amino acids. Gene Ontology annotation, molecular function: metalloexopeptidase activity; dipeptidyl-peptidase activity. The record is from RefSeq and is a predicted model, not a curated record. Lineage: Eukaryota; Metazoa; Arthropoda; Insecta; Hymenoptera; Formicidae. Gene Ontology annotation, cellular component: cytoplasm.
UUUCAGAUGUUCAAUAUUAUGUCGAAGUCACGAGUUUCGAUUGCACUCAGGUUAAUCGCGAAUUGCAAGAAACCGCAUUCCACAUUGCCGUGCGCUACGAAGAUCGUUCAUAGGACGGAAGUCGUCCUAAAUUCAACCGGAUUGUAUUCGCGUACGCAGCAACAGUAUUCAACAAUGAGUGAUAUAGAUAAAACUUUGUAUACAUUGCCAAAUGAUCAACCUGUUGUCGCUCUGGAAUGCGACACUGCCUUCAAAUCUUUGACGCAAAAAGAAAAAUUGUACUCUCAUUACUUGAGCCAAGCGGCAUGGAACGGAGGAUUGAUAGUAUUAAUACAAACAUCGCCGGAAUCUCCACUGAUAUUUGCACUAUUGCAAAAAAUAUUUCUCUCAGAAUCUCUCGAAGACUUGGAAAACUCCUCAGUACGCGCUGGUGUUACUCAGGAGCAAUUUACGGCUUUCCUAGUUUACAGUUCUGGGAUUCUUGCAAAUGCAGGCAACUAUAAGGCCAUGGGUGAUACUAAAAUUAUCCCCAAUAUUCCGAAAGGUUUAUUUGAGGCAAUAAUAAAAUCUUCAAAAGCUUACAAGACUAAUUCUAAGGAGAUGCAAGAUCUAUGGAAUAAAAUAUCAGAACCCAUGUUUUCCUUAAAGGGUAAAUUAAAAUCACUGGGAUUGGGUGACAAAGGUAUCACAACUUAUUUCUCUGCAAACUGUACUGGAGAAGAUGCUGACAAAGUCAAUGCGUUCAUGCAACAUAAAGGAUUAGAAUCCUGUAACGCAAGAUGCUUCAAGACAGUAGUGAAAGAUCCUGCGAGUAACGAUAAUAUUAAUAUGUAUGAAAUCAAACUAGCAUCAGUAGAGACGUCAGAUAAUCCUAAAGUGACACUGCCCGAGGAAACAUUCGAAAAUGCCAAGUUUAAAAUUACCAGAGGAGAUUACAGCAAACUCUUGGUGCCUGUUGUGGAAAACCUCCAGAAAGCUAAGGAGCACGCGUCGAACCAGAUUGAAAAAGAUAUGUUGGAAAAAUACAUCGAACAUUUCACAACAGGAUCUUUAGACGAUCAUAAAGACGGUUCUCGUCUUUGGAUAAAGGACAAAGGACCAUCUAUUGAGUCCUAUAUCGGCUUCAUCGAGACGUAUCGAGACCCCGCGGGUCAACGAGGAGAAUUUGAAGGCUUCGUAGCGAUGGUGAACAGACAAAUGUCUGAAAAAUUCGCUACACUAGUUAACAGAGCCGAGGAAUUCAUUCCCAAGCUGCCAUGGAACAAGGAUUUCGAGAAGGACACAUUUUUGAGACCAGAUUUUACCUCCUUAGAUGUUCUAACGUUCGCAGGUUCCAGUAUUCCGUCGGGAAUAAACAUUCCAAAUUACGACGAGAUUAGACAGUCCGAAGGUUUUAAAAAUGUAUCGUUAGGAAACGUUAUACCUGCCAAUUUGAAGGAUGUUCGUACGAUUCCAUUUUUAUCUGACGCUGAUCAGGCGUUGAUGCAUGAGUAUAGGAUAGCUAGUUUUGAGGUGCAAGUUGGUCUCCACGAGCUUCUCGGUCACGGUACCGGUAAAUUAUUUAAACAGACGGGACCGGAUACGUACAACUUCGAUCGUGGCACUGUGAUAAAUCCUCUUACCGGUGGUAAAAUAGACAAAUUCUUUUUGAAAGGAGAGACUUACGAUUCUAAAUUCGGCUCUCUGGGAUCCACAUACGAGGAAUGCAGGGCGGAGGCAGUCGGUCUUUACUUGAGCUUGGAGAAAGAAACGAUGAAAAUAUUCGAUCAUGAGGGACAGGAAGCGGAGGAUAUAAUCUAUGUAAACUGGUUAUCUCUGCUAUGGAAUGGUUUUGCAAAGGCUUUCGAGAUGUAUCAACCGUCCACGCAAACGUGGUCUCAAGCUCACUCUCAAGCGCGUUACGUUCUGCUCAGAGUGUGCCUGGAGGCGGGCCAGGAUUUCGUUAAUGUUGUUGAAACUGAGGAAGGAACUAACCUCCGUAUGACUGUCGAUCGAAGCAAAAUCUUUACGGUCGGCAAGAAAGCUGUUGGAGAUUUUCUCCUGAAGCUGCAAGUUUAUAAGAGUAUGGGAGAUUUUGAGUCGGCUAAGAAAAUGUACGACAGAUACAGCGAGGUACCUGAAAACGGACCAUAUCCAUGGGGUCGUUGGAGAGACUUAAUCCUGUCUCGCAAAGAACCAAGGAAGAUCUUUGUUCAAUCAAAUACAUUUAUUGACGGCUCUGAUUCUAAUAACGUGAUACUGAAAAACUACGAGCCGUCGUUCGCGGGGCUUAUUCAAUCAUGGAUAGAGAGAUUCCCAAGUUUAGACGUAUCUGAAACGUUGAUAGAACUCUGGGAAAAAGACAAACAACAUUUUGAGUCGGAAUAUUACUAAAAUAUUUGUCUAAACGACUAAAUCGUUAAAAAUUUCAUGUAACUUUUUCGUGUCUGGCUAUUUACCAGAACAGCAGAUGUUACAUGUUCAGAAAUAUUACUUUUUUACGCUUUAUUUUUUACACAAAGUAGCAAUGGUCGCGUUUAACAGAAGUUGCUUCUUUUAUUAUAGUUUCCGAUUCUUAUUACGGAUUUUAAUACGACCAGUGAAAAAAAUCAACGAAAAAAUGUGUAAGUCGAAUAAACGUUUUAAGUUACUACAAAUAUUUGUUAGGAGCGAUCACAAUAGGUUUGUUAAAACUUCCAAAAAGUUUUUUUGUUCGUACUGUUACGUUGCAGCUCUGCAGAAGUCAAUGUUUAGUAAGCGCUUUGAGAUUGGAUUAUAUUUUUAAAUCUAAUUAUUCUAUAUAAAGGAAUAAUCCUAUUUUUCAGCAAAAAAACUUCUAAUAUUCUACUGAACGCGAUCAUUGAUUGUUUCAGGAUUGACUGUGUAUGAUGCGUGUCAAUUUAAUUUUUUUAAAGCUGUAUAACUGCAGAUUGUAUCAUAUUGUGAUUCUAUUCCACAACAUUCUAUUCUAGCGCGAUAUUCAUCACUAAAUUAUUUGUCCUAUUCAAGGCUUAUGGACAGCUAAUUUAGCGCUAAAUGUCUUGAGAUGAGUACGAGAGGAUGUAUUUAUGCUGGUAUUCAUAAUCGAUUCUUAUUUCGAGACCGUCAAUACAUUUCAUGUAUUGACCGGGCUAAUUUUGUGACUUUAUCAUCAUGUCACAUGGGUCAUCAUGCAGUGAUCCACAGUAUUUUUGUUUGCGUUUGAGUAACAUGCAUUUUAUAACGAUAAAAAAAAUUAUAAAAUUUUAUUCUAACAAAGA